Amblyraja radiata (thorny skate) is the source of this 3756-nucleotide messenger RNA. RefSeq names its product PHD finger protein 12b (gene phf12b). The record is from RefSeq and is a predicted model, not a curated record. Gene Ontology annotation, cellular component: Sin3-type complex; nucleus. NCBI's taxonomy places the organism in Eukaryota, Metazoa, Chordata, Chondrichthyes, Rajiformes, Rajidae. The transcript has 13 exons. Gene Ontology annotation, molecular function: protein binding; transcription corepressor activity. Bases 22 to 2871 code for a protein of 949 amino acids. Gene Ontology annotation, biological process: negative regulation of transcription by RNA polymerase II.
AACCCUCCCCUCAGUGAGGAGAUGCUUCCACCUGGAGAAUGGAUGUGUCAUAGGUGCACAGUUCGUAGAAAAAAGCAAGAGAAAAAGGAAAGACUAAGCCAAGUAAAUGGAGUUAUGGACAAGCAGACGGUUAAAAGGACAGCCUCGCCUACUGUGGACAUGGAGUUCCCUGACAAGUCCCACAGUAAAGCAUUGGAUUCCAGGGUGGACAGUAACUGUAGAGCAUUUGCACAAGCAAAAACUUUGGAAAGGCAUGUCAGUCGGCCUGGCACACCGACGUCUAACGCAAGCACCGACACGCCCACCUCUGAGCAGAACGAUGUGGACGAUGACUUGAUUGAUGUGGACGAUGACAAUGCUGCCAUGGAGAUAGACUGCUCACAAUUACAAAUAAGGAAUCCAUUUGAAAUACUUAUAGCAGCAGCCAUGGAGCGAAAUCCAACUCAAUUCCAACUUCCAAAUGAACUGACAUGUACCACAGCACUUCCAGGUACCAGUAAAAGGAGAAGAAAAGAAGAAAUGACAGGGAAGAAUGUGAAGAGGUCACAGCAUGAACUAGACCACAAUGGCCUGGUCCCACUACCUGUCAAAGUUUGCUUCAUUUGUAACAGGAGUUGCAGAGUGGCGCCCCUUGUCCAGUGUGAUUACUGCCCUUUAUUGUUUCACAUGGACUGCCUGGACCCACCUCUUACUGCAAUGCCAAUGGGAAGAUGGAUGUGCCCCAAUCAUAUUGAACAUGUGGUGCUUAAUCAAAAGAAUAUGACGUUGAGCAAUAGGUGCAGAAUAUUUGACAAGUUUCAAGACCGAAUAUCACAGCAUGCAAUUAAGAUUGACUUUCUAAACAAGAUCCACAGAAAGCAUCCACCCAAUCGCAGACUUGCAAAGCCAGUGAAAAGGAAAAACAUGAAGGUUCCUGAAGCAAUUAAGGCCCAGUACCAGUAUCCACCGCCUCUCCUUCCUCCGGCAGGAAUCCGUGAUGGAGAGCUGAUAUGUAGUGAGACUCCCACUGAGUCACAAAAGCACCUUUCCAACCAUGAGCACUUUGCUGCUGAAGAGGAACAACAGGAGUGGCUUCGUAGUGUUGUUGCACUUCAGUGCAGCAUAUUCAAACAUUUAUCUGCUAAGCAGAUGCCAUUAUAUUGGGACUCUGAACGCGUUGACAAAGCGGAUAUUAAGCCAUGUGUCUCAGCGCAGUGUUCAGCGGACAGCUCUUUAAGCAGCAUGCAUCAGGCAGCCGGAAAGAAACCAUCGUCCCCAUCACUGACUUCAUGCAAUGUUACGCGCACCUCAGGGACCAACAGCCAGAAUUCUUCAGGUUCCUCCGCAUCACAGCAGCCUGGCGCUGCAGUCACACAGGAAGAAAAUGCCCGUAUUUUACACCCCGAGACCUCGUGCAAGUCGUCGAGCGGCGGCGGGACUUCCAACGGACCUUUGUCAGCAGAGGUGAAAGUAAACCGGCCUUUCCCGUGCGCGCUUUCAUCUGAACCGUCCCGGCAGCUGUUAGACACGCAGAGACCAAAGGGACAAUUAACGCCGCAGCUGCCAAGCCAAGUCUCUGGGCAGGCAUGGCUGCAUUCUCAGCUGCGGCCCACCACCCCACCAGCAGCCGGCAACCUCCAAAACCAUUUUGUGGGAACGGUUGUCAAGGCGGAGAAUGCAGGAGGACCCGUUUCGUGCUUGCAACGAAUUCCUAUCAGUGUGACGAGUGUUCCCGCUUCUUUAUCUACUUUGUGUGCCAGUUCUGAGAUCACCAGCAGCUCGCAGCUCAAAAGCAUCGCUUCGGUGCAGAUAGCUGGGCGGCCUACCACGUUCAUGGCAAAGGUCGUCACGACAUCCUCUGCGAUAGCCAGGGCUAUUACACCUCCAAGAGCAGUGGCAGAUAGUGUAUCAACACUGUUGGGACCUUCAAGGAACCUAAUUUCACCAGCAGCCACAGGUAAAGUGAGUCCAACUGUGCUGUCAACAGGUGUGUCAGUGGGAAACAAAGCAGUUCCCUUAACUUCUCCAUUAAAUACUUCAGUUAUGUUUGACCUUGCCAACUCUCUGCAGGCAGCUAUGGAAGGAAGUGGAGAGAUUGAACUCAGUAAGCUGGAUGAAAAAUUGAUUCAGGUACUGGCUUGGCAAAGAAUUCAGCAGCUGUUUCCUCCCAAAGCAUCCUCUUUACCAUCAGUACUUAGCACCUCGAAAACCCAGACAAAUGCUGCAACCACGCAGACUGAAGUUCCAGUGAAAGAAGUUCAGGCACGAGCUGUGUUUUAUCCCCUAACGGGUAAAGGUCAAGCUGUUAGUAUGUGCUACCGAACACUUUAUAUAGGAACAGGUGCCGACAUGGAUGUGUGCCUUACAAAUUAUGGUUAUUGUAAUUAUGUUUCAGGCAAACAUGCCUGCAUAUUCUAUGAUGAGAACACAAAACACUAUGAAUUGCUGAACUACAGUGAACAUGGGACGACUGUUGACAACGUGCUCUAUUCAUGUGACUUCUCUGAGAAAACUACACCCACUCCACCAAGCAGUAUUGUUGCCAAAGUUCAAAGUGUAAUAAAAUAUUGCAAGAGCAGAAAGGAAGAGGAGGAGCAGGAGGAGACGGUCAUGAGUUCCCAGGCCCAGGGACCGCAGGGUAAAGCGUGCAGCUGCAAGGCCAGCAGCUCCAGUUUAAUCGGGGGCAGUGGCGCAGGGUGGGAAGGGACGGCGCUGCUGCAUCACGGAAGCUACAUCAAGCUGGGCUGCCUCCAGUUUGUCUUCAGCAUCACGGAGUUUGCAAUGAGGCAGCCAAAAGAGGAGGAAGGCCUCUUGCACGAUGCUGACCUAGAACAGAAGCAUUUGAUGAAACUUCAUCAAGCCCCAGUGUUACGAUCCAACUCUGUUCCAUGAGAGUUUCUGAAGUGUACAUAGGACUAAACAGGGAACCAUGAACCGAAGAAGCUGUCUUUAUAUUGCAUGGAAUGAAGUAUCUUCAGCAUUUUUAAAUUUUUUUUUUUUGCCCUCCCCCUCCUCCCCCUCCACCUUUUUUUUUGCUCAGAUUUUGUGAGCAGUUGCACAUAGAAUUUGUAUAAUGACUUCUCUUUUAAAUAUGUAACUUGUCAUAGUUGUAAAUGUUGACUGAAUGAGAAGACGCAGCAGAGGUCCUGUUCAAAGGUCAUGGCAAAGCCCUCAGUAGAACGAACUGGAAAAAGCCUAGGAUACAUUCGGACUGCAUCCCUAAACAUGUACAAAUAAUCAAAGACUUGUUAUAUUUUGUGCCAGUGACGAUAGUUUUUAUAAAUAUGUGCAAAGUUUUCAUAAAAGGAUAUGUUUAUCUACUCUGAUCAUUGUUUUAUUUAAAUGCAUCUGGGAGUCCCUAUGAGCCAGGUGUUUUUCCGCUACUUUUGCACUACGAGUAGCUGCUGUGAACUGAUUGAAGAGGAAAGAAAUCUUUCAAAUAUCAAUGGUAUUUUAUUUGACUGAGAAGGAGAAGUGUUAAAAGUAGAGUCUGUGUCAAUGCUCCUUUAAUGGUGCAGGUGGUUUUUAAAUGUCUAACACGCUAAAAACUUGUGGUAUGGCACCAGUUGCCGUUGUGUUGUAUUGUAGUGUAAAAGUUUGUCGUAAGCUUGUUAAGGUCCUUUUUCACACAGUAGUUCAAAUGUAAAUAGUUAAUGUAUUGUUUCAGAUUUUACAACAGACACUUUCAUGUAUUCUGUAUAUAAAAAUUUGACUCCAAGUUCCUGUCUCUGCCUGUCUAUUAUGACUGUAAAUACAUCAGAUUUUUUUAAAGAAAAA